Populus euphratica (Euphrates poplar) is the source of this 2251-nucleotide messenger RNA. Its product is annotated as trihelix transcription factor GTL1-like. The transcript is spliced from 2 exons. NCBI's taxonomy places the organism in Eukaryota, Viridiplantae, Streptophyta, Magnoliopsida, Malpighiales, Salicaceae. The coding region runs from base 123 to 1685 and encodes 520 amino acids. The record is from RefSeq and is a predicted model, not a curated record.
CUCCCCAUAACUUCUCCUGCUUUUAGCAUUUCAUAUUCUCAUUUUUUCUUCUCUGAAAACAAAGAAGCGCUACUGUUCCUUUUGGUCACAAACUACUCAAAAGAAAAAAAACAGAAAAAGAAAUGCAGCCUAGCUAUGGACUACCAAACAUCGAUCAUCAUCAUCAUCAACAACAACAACGGCAACAACAUUUGAUGGAAGAUGAUUAUUCCUGCUCACCAUCAGUUUUACCCAUUUCCAAUCUUCAAAAUUUGAACUAUCCUUACCAGCCCCACUUGCACCACCACCUCCAACAACAACAUAAACACCCACAUCAGGUUUUAUUGCAGCAACACCACCAGUUGUUUUAUCCAUUUCAACAACAACAACAGGUCCAGGGCCAAAGCCAAGACCAAGUUAACCCAUCAUUAUUUUCUGUGAAUUUCAAGUGGGGACGCGAUUACGAAGACAGUGGCUACAAAAAGGCUGGUGCUUUGAAUAAUCAAGAAGAAGCUGCCUCCACAACCACCAACACUACUACAUUUCUUGAUGGAAAUGUGCAUAGUAAUCCACCACAUCCCAUUUUAAUGCCUCAUUCUUGGCAUCCCCGAGAAGAUUCUACCACUAUCAAAGAACCCUUUUGGAAACAACUCAAUAAGCAGCUGAGUGGAAAUGAGGAGAAAGAAAUUAAUGAAAGCAAGACUAGUUACUUUAGCCCUUUAGACAUGGAACAAGUAGUUGAUGGAAGUAGUGAGGGGUGCAAGAAUUUGGAAAGCAAAUUUCCUCUCUUUAAUGAGCUUCAAGCUAUCUAUAGUCUUGCACAGAUUGCUGAAGCUAAUCAAACAGGCUCUGGUUCUGUUCUCACGUGCGACAAUUCACCAACGAAUGCGGGUCUUUCAAUACCUUGUAAUGCUUCAAAUGGGCAAAAUGUCGGUGCCUGUGGUGCUGCCAACAAUGUAAUUGGGGUUGAUCGUGGGUCAGAGAAUUCGAUUGGAGAGGAAGCUUCAUUGAGGAAAUGCCGAAGGAGGAAGAGAAAGGGGAAAUUGAAGGAGAAAUUAAAUUACAUAGCUGGGUUCUUUGAGAACUCGGUGAAGAAAGUGAUGAAUCACCAAGAAAUGUUGCAUAGGAAGUUCUUGGAAGUGAUUGAGAAAAUGGAUAAAGAAAGGGCAGAGAGAGAAGCAACAUGGAGACGCCAAGAGGCUGAAAAGUAUAGCAGAGAAGCCAUUUCUUUAGCACAUGAACGGGCUUCAGCUUCAAGUAGAGAGGCUCAAAUUAUUUCUUACAUAGAGAAGAUCACAGGCCAAAGUAUCAAUCUUACUAGAAUGGCUCCACCAUUGCUGCAACCAGAAAUUUCAAAUGAGCCCAUCAAAGAAAUUACACCCACGAAAACUGACAGCCAUAGCAAAUGGCCUAAAGAUGAAGUUGAGGCAUUGAUCCAAGUUAGAAGUAGAAUAGAGAUUAAGUUUCAAGAACCUGGCUUAAAGGGUCCUCUUUGGGAAGAGGUAAGCUUUUUAAUGAGUUCAAUGGGCUAUCAAAGAAGCGCCAAGAGGUGCAAAGAAAAGUGGGAGAACAUCAACAAAUACUUUCGAAAAGCCAGAGAAAGUCCAAAGAGGGGGUCUGCGCGAUCCAAAACUUGCUCUUAUUUUAAUCAAUUGGAUCAACUAUACUCAGGAACUCUCAUUAACUAUCCUGCUAACACUACUUAAAUGCCAUCAAGUGGCAUUGAGUUUGGCACCAAAAAGCAAGGCUAUACAGAGCUUUUUGAAGUCUUUUCUGUCAGGAGAGACUACCUUGCAAAUGUGAGGAAUCCCCUUGGUGUGAGCGUAAUAAGUUCUGACAUGGGUUCUUCGAGAUCUGAAUUCGAUGGAUUUUCUGACCAAAACACAGAACUAGAAGAAGGAAGCAGUGAGCAGGAUAUAGAAGCUUACAAAGAUGAUAAGCAAUAGGAUGGUGAGCAACAAAAUGGUGGUGUUGGUGGUGACGAAGAAAUCGAGAAUUGAGGGUAAGCGUUGUUGAAUAGAAUACCAUGUUCAUAUCAGUUUUAUUUGCAAGUUUGUUCUUCUUAAAUACUUUCGAUGAAUUUGAGGCAAAUAGUAUUCAGCUCCUUUCUGCUAAUAUUUGUUCGACUUAGAAUUUCAAGUUUUGCUGGAACUGACUGUUCAUACUAGUAACAGAUUUUUUAUACUAAGCGAUAUAUAGUCAGUUAUUAGAGCUAAUUGUCAUAGAGGAGGAUGAAUUUCAUCGAAGCCACAACAACUUGUUCCAUUUUGAA